GCCAAACUCACCAUGGCCUUUCCUCAGGACGACCUGAAAUGGUUCGGCGAAGGCUUCGACGGCUUUCCCAAGAAACUCCCCGAAGACGUCGUGGAAUACCUCGUCUUCGUCCUCGACGCCCAGCGUUCCGACACACAAACAAGAGAACGACUGCAAGCCUUCCAGCGCGCACUGAACACGCUAGAGAAGAAGUUCCUCAAAGAGUACAUCUGGCAACGUGACCCCCUCAAGCUAGACCUUGUUCGCGAAGAAGGGCGGUGGCUGCUGAGGGGCCAAACCAACUACGGCGACAGCGUGGCCGAUGAGUGGUUGAUAGUCUAUCUUCUGCGCGAGCUGAGUAAAGAAUUCAAAGACGCCUGGAUCCGGAUAUACGACUCAGAUGGCGAGUUCCUUCUCAUCGAGGCUGCCAACGUUCUGCCUAAAUGGUUGAACCCAGAGGUUGCUGAGAACAGAGUCUGGAUCAAUGCACAUCGUCUACUCAUUGUGCCCCUAGGCAAAGGAGAAGAGCCGGCACCAUUGAAGCAAGACGAAGCGUUGAAGAUCAUCUUCGAUACCCCAGCCAGACCACAACAAUACCCAAACGUUGAAAAAGAAGCCUUUCAUCGCCUGAAAGGAUAUCCUCUCGCGAUAUCUGAGAAUCAACAUCAUGCGACUCUUCCGCUACCUCGAGUUGUCGCACACGUCUUAAACCACAACCCAGCUUACAUAGCUUCUAUAGUAGAGGCUUUCUAUCUUCGUGACCCUGUUUCCAUUCGUUUGCUACAGCCCGACAAAACAAAGACGCAACUAAUCUUUCCGCCAGAAGACUUUGUGGAUGUCAGUGUUCGUUUCACCAAAGUAUUGUACGCACAGCUUUUGGGUCAACACUGGGAUCCACCAGACCCAUGGAUUGGCGCCCUGGAGAAGCUACUUCAAGAGGGUAAACCAUCUGAAAAGUCUGAAAUCGGUGUAAAGGUGACGGCUGGCAUGGAAAUGCUCGUACGGCAUACUUUGUACGCAGAUAGAAAAUCCGUUCGCGAGAUCAGCUUACUGAUAGAGGACCUUGAAAAUGGGGAUGACACGUUGCCUACGAACGCGGAAAUCACUGCAUGGCCGAAACGUGAAGACGACGAGGGGUGGCUGAACAUCGACUUUUCCGAAUUUGAAAAGGAACUUGCAGGCAAGGGUGGCAAUCAGGGCUUCGGGGACAAAGCCGCACAGGAAAACCUGAAGAAGAUGGUCGAACGCUUCAACGAUUUUCUCAACGAUGACGAGGCCGGUAUCGAAGGUGCUGGUGUAGUAGAUCCCAUGGACGUUGACAACGACUCAGACGCAGGUGAUCGAGGAUGGGAAGAUCCCGAGGACAGUGAUUCGAGCGAAAAGCCCUCUGAAACCAAAGCCAGCAAAGUUGAGGAUGCAAGCGAUGAAGAAGACGACGAUGCUGACGCCGACGAAGAGUUUGCGGAGUACGAACAAACCUACGAGAAGUUCAUGAUGCUUUCCGCCGCGGAAAAGGCCCUCCUCACAGAGGAUGCGCGUGAGCUGGCACUCGCUCAAGACGCGGAACAAGAAGAAGAUGAGGAGAUCAAGAAACUAUCCAACAUGAUGGAAGCAGAACUCUUCGGCCAUGGAGCACUCAACCUCAACACAUCAACCAGUCGAGUGUCAGGUACCGGUCUGUUAGAGGGUGAAGAAAAGCCAAACAAAGGCAAGGGGAAAGUCAAGUUCGAGGAUAUAAGCGAAGACGAUGAGGAGGAGGAAGAUGAGGAGGAGGGCCUCCUCGAUGACGACUACAACCUUGCAGACAACAUGUUAAAAGCUUUCAAAGGUCAAGAUGGUAUGGCUGGACCAGCGGGGAACAUGAUGAAGCUCAUGGGCAUUCAAUUUCCACAAGAUGCAGAUGACAGGAUGAGGAGUAGAGAAAGGGGAAAGAACACGUCGCUCAAGAAUUGAUAGAAAGAAAAUUUGACUUUCUGGAACCCAUUAAGAUACCGAUAUCUACUGGUUUCCAAGUUGCG
Dothidotthia symphoricarpi CBS 119687 is the source of this 1997-nucleotide messenger RNA. Its product is annotated as SGT1-domain-containing protein. NCBI's taxonomy places the organism in Eukaryota, Fungi, Ascomycota, Dothideomycetes, Pleosporales, Dothidotthiaceae. The transcript has a single exon. The coding region runs from base 13 to 1932 and encodes 639 amino acids. Gene Ontology annotation, cellular component: nucleus. The record is from RefSeq and is a predicted model, not a curated record.